This is a messenger RNA of Enterobius vermicularis (human pinworm), 270 nucleotides long. The record is from the annotation of a GenBank genome assembly. NCBI's taxonomy places the organism in Eukaryota, Metazoa, Nematoda, Chromadorea, Rhabditida, Oxyuridae.
AUGUCUCAUCUGACGAGAUACGGUCUUCGACUUGUAGCAUGUGGUGCUGUUUGGUUGGUACUUCUUCAAGAUUGGUUACCCUUACCGGAAAGUUGGCGCAGCACUAUCCUAUAUAUACCAGUUUAUGCUAUUGUGAUGCUGGGCGUUUACGCUGUAUGUAGCGUUCUGUACGGUGUGGCAACUUUCAAUGAUUGUCCACUUGCCCAGAGUGAAUUAAUGAAAGAAGUACAGGAAGCUAAAGAAGAUCUGAAGGCACGUGGAGUUAUUUGA